CUGGGCCUUCAGCGGUCAUGGGCGAUGCGAGCGGGUGCCGCAGCAAGGCAGGUACGACACCCCCCGCGCCUGCGCCACCGCCUACCCCGCAGCGGAGCGUCAGGGGCUGCUGUUCGUACUGCCCAAGCCGCUUCCGCCGCCCCUGAGACUUGCCGCGUCAGCAGGAGGCAGCGGCGGCGCCCCCAAUGCCGACCUAGCGGCCGCACUGGCGGAGGCGGCGGAGGCGGAGGCGCGCAUUCCCCUGGUGACGGAACUGGAGGAGCCGGGAGGUGGAGGCUGGGUGGCGCAGGACGUGUGGCGAGAUCUGCCGUACGACUGGUCCACCCUGAUGGAGAACGUGCUGGACUCCAGCCACGUGCCCUUCACGCACCAUGCGUCCAUGAGCAACCGCGACGUCAUUGGCCCCUACGACCUCAAGCUCACCUCGCCCCUCACACAGCAGGGCUUCACCGGCAUGUGGAAGACGGGACCCCGGGCGGGCAAGCUGGGCUCGCAGUCCACCCAGUUCGUAGCGCCGGGCUUCAUGCGACACAGGCUGGAUGGCGGUGCCUUUUCAUCGCUGACGGUGGUGUAUGCGGUGCCCAUGCGCCCGGGCAAGUGCCGCCUGAUCAACCGCAACAUCAUCC
Astrephomene gubernaculifera is the source of this 626-nucleotide messenger RNA. NCBI's taxonomy places the organism in Eukaryota, Viridiplantae, Chlorophyta, Chlorophyceae, Chlamydomonadales, Astrephomenaceae. The record is from the annotation of a GenBank genome assembly.